Plutella xylostella (diamondback moth) is the source of this 931-nucleotide messenger RNA. Its product is annotated as mitochondrial import inner membrane translocase subunit Tim13. NCBI's taxonomy places the organism in Eukaryota, Metazoa, Arthropoda, Insecta, Lepidoptera, Plutellidae. The record is from RefSeq and is a predicted model, not a curated record.
UACUGUCAUUCAUUUGUGACAGUCACAAAAUUUUGAGGUUAUUUCUGUCACAAUUUUAUGAAAAAUUGGAUUAUUACAUCAGUUUACGUAAAUUAAAAGAAUAAACUGAGGCCAUGGACUCUCUAUCAUCUGGAUCCCUGAGUGGAGUACAAAAGGAAGAGCUUAUGGAUCAAGUAAAACAGCAAAUUGCCAUCGCAAACGCUCAGGAACUCCUCACGAAGAUGUCCGAAAAAUGCUUCAAGAAGUGCAUCAAUAAACCGGGGACGUCUUUGGACAGUUCUGAACAGAAAUGCAUAGCCAUGUGCAUGGACCGGUAUAUGGACUCGUGGAACCUUGUAUCCAGAACUUACAGCAGUCGAAUCCAGCGGGAAAGGAACAACAUGUGAGGUCUUCUCACUGAAGAAUGAUAAGCCAUUACAUCAUUGUAAAUAGAUAUGAUUUAGUAGUCCUUUAACUGGAGCAUGUUCCGAUGGUCGAGACUCUUGUUAUGUUACUGUACUGUGUUCACUAAAAUAUGUUAAGGUUGUUAUCAACUUUUAAAGAAUUGAUCUUUUACUUUAUUACAUUGUUGUAGACUGAAAACAGUGGCAUUUAUUUCAAAAUAUGUUACUAACAAUGUAAGCAAUGCUGUCUAUAAACAAGAAAAUGUACCUAACAUCCAUAUACCUCAAAAUUUUAACUUUUGUUACAUUUUGUGUAUUCAAACAGUACAUUUUAUCAUUUAUUGUUUCAAAAUAGAAGAAACAUCAUUAUACAUGGUUGUAAUAUAGAACCUACUAGCAUAUUUUCUUGAGGCACUAUAACAGAUAAUAAAUAAUUACUAUGUUAUCAUUGUAAUUUCAUUUUAUAUUUCUCCUUUUAGCAUUUUCUUUCUGUACUGGUACAGUUUCUUAAUCCACAUUUCUUUCAACUCCUCUUCACUUGGUAUAGC